Aspergillus fumigatus Af293 is the source of this 318-nucleotide messenger RNA. RefSeq lists its product as uncharacterized. The record is from RefSeq and is a predicted model, not a curated record. Gene Ontology annotation, cellular component: vacuolar proton-transporting V-type ATPase complex. The transcript has 5 exons. The coding region runs from base 1 to 318 and encodes 105 amino acids. Gene Ontology annotation, biological process: proton transmembrane transport. Gene Ontology annotation, molecular function: proton-transporting ATPase activity, rotational mechanism. Lineage: Eukaryota; Fungi; Ascomycota; Eurotiomycetes; Eurotiales; Aspergillaceae.
AUGGCGGAGGCUAACAUACCUGAUCUAGUCCGCCCAGAACUCAGCAGGCAUUCAGACCCUCCUCGAUGCCGAGAGAGAGGCUCAGAAGAUUGUACAGCAAGCCAGAGAAUACAACAGAAGGAGGAGGAAUUCAAGAAGUUCGAGGCUGAGCACUCGAGUGGGUACAAGAAGGCCGAGGAGGAUGCCAACAAAGAGGCCGAGGUCAAACUUCAAGAUAUUCAAACUGCGGGGAAGGAGAAGGGCAACAAGGUUGUUGAAGACCUGAUCAAUGCAGUCAUUGAUGUGAAUCCUCAGGCGUCAGACAAGAUAAAGGCAUAG